GGGAGCUGCGGCAUGGCCCGCGCGCUGCCCGCGUGCGUGGUGGACGGAGGUACCGGUUUCCAGUAGGAUCCCAUCUCAGACAAAUAAGGCUGGAAUUUGAGGUCUAGUCCAACCUCGUCCAAGAUCAUCUCUAUCUAAACCAUGCCAGGUAUACAAAACUUGGCUAUGCAGGAAAUACAGAACCGCAGUUCAUUAUUCCGUCAUGUAUUGCAAUCAGAGAGUCAGCCAAAGUAGGUGACCAAGCCCAGAGGAGAGUAAUGAAGGGAGUUGAUGAUCUAGACUUUUUCAUAGGAGAUGAAGCCAUAGAUAAACCUACCUAUGCCACAAAGUGGCCUAUACGACAUGGUAUUGUUGAAGAUUGGGACCUCAUGGAAAGAUUCAUGGAGCAAGUAAUUUUUAAAUAUCUUCGAGCUGAACCCGAGGAUCACUACUUCUUAAUGACAGAACCUCCAUUGAACACUCCAGAAAACAGAGAGUAUCUUGCAGAAAUCAUGUUUGAAUCUUUUAAUGUACCAGGACUUUACAUUGCUGUUCAGGCAGUAUUAGCCUUAGCUGCGUCUUGGACAUCACGGCAGGUUGGAGAACGUACGUUAACAGGAACUGUCAUUGACAGUGGCGAUGGAGUAACCCACGUAAUUCCUGUGGCAGAAGGUUAUGUAAUUGGAAGUUGCAUCAAACAUAUCCCUAUUGCAGGUAGAGAUAUUACAUAUUUCAUUCAGCAGCUCCUAAGGGAGAGGGAGGUGGGAAUUCCUCCUGAACAAUCCCUGGAGACAGCAAAAGCCAUAAAGGAAAAAUACUGUUAUAUUUGUCCUGACAUAGUAAAAGAAUUUGCUAAGUAUGAUGUAGAUCCACGAAAAUGGAUCAAACAGUAUACUGGCAUCAAUGCAAUCAACAGAACAAAAUUUAUUAUAGAUGUUGGUUAUGAAAGGUUUCUUGGACCUGAAAUUUUCUUUCAUCCUGAGUUUGCUAAUCCAGAUUUUAUGGAAUCCAUUUCGGAUGUAGUUGAUGAAGUUAUACAGAACUGUCCCAUUGAUGUUCGUCGUCCAUUAUAUAAGAAUGUGGUUCUUUCAGGAGGAUCUACAAUGUUCAGGGACUUUGGACGUCGACUACAGAGGGACUUGAAAAGAGUAGUGGAUGCAAGAUUGAGACUUAGUGAAGAACUCAGUGGUGGUCGGAUAAAGCCCAAACCAGUUGAAGUUCAAGUGAUAACACACCAUAUGCAGCGUUAUGCAGUUUGGUUUGGAGGUUCCAUGCUUGCUUCAACAAGUUUUUUCAAGUAUGUCACACCAAGAAAGACUAUGAAGAAUAUGGCCCUAGUAUUUGUCGUCAUAAUCCUGUUUUUGGAGUCAUGUCAUAAUGCUUGUCUAAUGGAAGUAGCGAUUCAUAUAUCUUGCUGGUGGAGAAACUCCUGAAAUGGAAGAAGACGACAGUUAUUGUAAAUACUGAAGCAAGAUGUGGAUGUUCAUCUCCUGGGAACAUUUGGGUCACCAUAGUGCACUACAACACUGCAUACAGCCCAGAUUCAUUUCAUUAAAAGCCAUUUCUGUGCUGACUACUUCAAAGCCUAUUCCUCUUUCUUCCUAAAUGUGAGCUUCUAGGUAGUAGGCCAGUCUCUGUUUAGGAGACUGUGCAAACACGACUGAGGUCAAGUCUAGAAGAUUAUGGCGUUGUUUUACUGCCUUGGGAAAAGUAAAAAGCGUUUAAGCCUUUUCCACCUGGGCUUUGUUCCUGCAAUUGAAUCUUUAUGGCCAGAUCUUUGUGCCUGUGUGGAGCCCCAUUGAUUUUAGUGGGAGUCAGAAUGGAUUUAAGUGUCUGCUCACAGUUCACAUUGCAGGAUCAGAGCCUUACUUUAUAAAUGGAUGGUUUUUCAUAUUAUUUUAUAUUUUAUGAUAUUGGUAAGUUUGACUGGUUCUAAGCAUGAACAGCUAUCAGUAUCAUGGAGUGAUGUGACAAGUUUCCAGGUGUGAGGCAUAUAUUGAAGUUGUACAGGUGUGUCUUGCUGACCAAAAUAAAAAGCCAUGUGUGCUAGAAAAUGGUUUGUUUUUGUUUGAGUGACAUGAACUUUAAGCAACUUACAGUGUUGUGUGAGGCUUAUACAGCCUAUUUUACUUUUUGUUAUGUUUGAAUUUUUUUGACGGUGUUUUAUAGAAGAUGACAUUUUGUUUUGGUGUUGGUGAGUGGUGGAUGAAACGCUGCCUUGCACCAGUGAAAUAAACUGUUGACAUCUUUA
Messenger RNA from Gavialis gangeticus (Gharial), 2230 nucleotides. It is a transcript of the gene ACTR3B, whose product is annotated as ARP3 actin related protein 3 homolog B. Bases 258 to 1412 code for a protein of 384 amino acids. Gene Ontology annotation, molecular function: actin filament binding. Gene Ontology annotation, cellular component: actin cortical patch. NCBI's taxonomy places the organism in Eukaryota, Metazoa, Chordata, Crocodylia, Gavialidae. The record is from RefSeq and is a predicted model, not a curated record. The transcript is spliced from 13 exons.